AUGGCCGAGCAAGCGAAAGCAGCUCGCUGGGGACUCCAAGAAUCAAACACCGAAAAAGACGACAGGGGCACUAAAAGUGAACCUCCGGUUGACAAUAUGGGGUUAAGAGCACGGGAAGAAGUUAUCAAGGAGAAGACAGCAACAGUCGCCCGAGAUGUUCAUCGAUUUCACGCCUUCGCAGCACAACGGCGUAAAAUCGAUGAACAUCUCGGGCAAGCGGACGCCAAGCGAACUGAGGGAGCUAACGAGAAUACUCGGAGAGCUCACAAGAAGGGGCUACAGGUGAAAACCAUGGCGGAGACGACAUGA
Molecule: messenger RNA, 309 nt
Organism: Plasmopara halstedii
Lineage: Eukaryota; Oomycota; Peronosporomycetes; Peronosporales; Peronosporaceae
Exons: 2
Coding region: 1-309 (102 amino acids)
Source: RefSeq, a predicted model, not a curated record